Molecule: messenger RNA, 2098 nt
Organism: Paramecium sonneborni
Lineage: Eukaryota; Ciliophora; Oligohymenophorea; Peniculida; Parameciidae
Source: the annotation of a GenBank genome assembly
AUGAAAAAGGUUUUUAGAUUAGAUGAAUCAAGCAAUAUACAAAAUGCUAUAUUCGUAAAUACUAUUGAAAAUCAAAAGUCUGCUCUUUUAAAAUCCAUAAAUCAAGAAUUUUAAGCAAAUAUCUUUGAAAAUAUACCAAGAACUUCAUCUUUUUCAAAAUAACUGAAAUAAUAAUUGAACUAAGAUACACUAUAUCCAAUGAAAUGUGAUAAUUAAUAAUAAAUAUAAAUAAAAAAAAUAAAAGGAGAUAUAAAGUUACCUAAAUUUGAUGGAGAAAUCAAAUGGCCAUUUUUUAGAAUAUCUUCAGAUGCAUAAAUAAAGCAUUUUUGGAACAGAAGAAAUUAAUAAGAUAUGUAAAAAAAUUGGUAAUACGAGAAUUAUGCAUUUUAAAAUAUAAUGCUUCGAAUAGGAAGGAAGAAAAAAAGUGCGAAAGGUUAUUAUUUUAAAUUAACAUAUUCUGGAUUACUAAUGUAUUUCAAGAAAGUAUUGAAAUUAAAUAAUAUAGGAAUCUGAUAAUUAUCCAAAAGGUUAUUUAGAAUUGAGUUACUAGAACAGAGUAAUUUUGUCAUUUUAAAAGACUAAAAGGAAUAUAUAAAUACCACUUGUAUAUAUUGAACGUGUAGAGGGUAUUGGGAUUACAAUUUUUGAUCAUCAAAAUCAAUUAACUCUUUAAUUAUUUGAAGUUCUUUAACAUUUUUGUUUAAUGAAAGGAUAUGAACAUAUUUAUACAGAAAUUGAAACAUUAGGAAGUGGAGCAUUUGCAACAGUUUAUAAAGUGUAAAGAAAAAGUGAUGAAGCAAUAUUUGCAGCAAAAGUUAUAACUAGAAACAUUUUUGAAGAGAAUAAACAUAAAGAUAAAUUUAUUGUAAAAAUAACAUUUAUAUAAUAGUUUAGUAAAUGGUUUACAAUGAAGUAAUUGUAUUAAAAUAAUUUGAUCAUGUAGGAAUAGAAAGAAUUUAUGAAGUAUAUUAAGAAAAAGAAAAGUUAGUGAUAAUAAUUGAAUAUUUUGAUGGUGGAACACUUUAUUCAUAUUUUAAAUAGAAAGGGAAAUUACCUGAAAAAACUAUUGCUUAUAUUUUAAAGGGUAUUGGUGAUGCUCUAUUUGAAUUACAUUAAAAUGGAUAUGUUCAUAGAGAUAUAAAAUUAGAGAAUAUUAUGAUAGAAUCUAAAGAGACAUUUUAAAUGAAAUUAGUAGAUUUUGGUUUUGCUGAAAAAAUUAAUGAAGAAUAAUUAUCAAGUAAAGCAGGAACACCAGGUUUUUUACCACCUGAAAUUUUUAAAGGGUAACCAUAUACUUAGAAAGGAGAUGUAUUUAGUUUAGGAGUUGUAUUAUAUAUUGUAAAAUAUAAUAAAAUCAUUUUAGUUAGCUGCUGGAUAUCCUCCUUUUAGAGGAAAACCAAGUUAGAUAUAGGUUUUGAAUUAAAAAUGUUAAAUAAAUUAUGAUAAAUCUCCUUGGCCUGAAAUAUCUUAAGAUCUUAAAUAUUUAAUUAAGAAAAUGUUGGAAGCUAAAGUGGAAGAUAGAAUAUUUAUAGGAGAAGUAUUAGAUUCAGCAUUUAUAACUCAUUAUAUUAAAACAACAUCAGAAACUAAUUAUAAAUCGUAUUAAAUGUUAUCUGGUUUAGAUAUUGAUAAACAUAAUAAAAAAAAUAGUGUUAAAAAUUCAGAAUCUGCAGGAUCAAAAUAAAGCAAAGAAUUUUAAUUAGAUUUUUCAGUUCAUACAAAUGAUAUUAAGUCUUUAUAUAAAAAGAAUUCAAUUAAGACUUUAAAGACUGUUUAAUCUUAAAGAUCUAGAAGAUAAUCUAUAAAAUAAUCAUAAAAUUUAUAAUAAUCUACAUCUACUCAUAGAAAAGCAGAUAUUGAAAAAUAUUAAGAGAAAAGAAAAUAAAGUCAUCCAGAUAGAUCAAGUUAUUAAAGAGAUUCUGAAAUUAUAAAUAGUUCUUUUGGUGAAAUUAUAAAAUAAAAUGAUAAAUGUAAAAUGAGAUAAUCUCAAAAUUUAUUGACUACAUUUAUAGAUUUUCAAGCACUUUCAUAAGAUUAGAAAACAUUCAUAAGAAAAUCAGGAAAUAUAUUUAAUUAAAAUAAAAAACCAGAUUUAUGA